AUGCUGGACAUGCUCCCGCGCGACGUGGCCUCCGUGAACCAGAUCGACGAGCACUAUCCGCGCAUGACGGUUCAGGAGACGAUCGAGUUCGCGCACCGCUGCUGCGCGGGUAAGGAAUUGGAGCCGUGGGUGGUCGACGCUCUCAAGAACUGUUCGCCGGAGCACCACGACCUCGCGUUGAAGCUCGUGACGGCGCACCACAAGUUCGCGCCCGAUCUGAUGGUCAAGAAGCUCGGCCUGGACAACUGCAAGGACACGGUCGUGGGCAACGCCAUGCUCCGAGGCGUGUCUGGAGGCGAGCGUAAGCGCGUCACGACGGGCGAGAUGCUCGUCAGUAAGAAGCGUCUGCAGCUUCUGGACGAGAUCAGUACGGGCCUCGACAGCGCCGCCACUUACGACAUCUGCAAGUCGCUCAAGAGCGCGGCCCGCAACUUCAACGUCACCGCCGUGAUCUCGCUGCUUCAGCCGUCGCCUGAGGCGUUCGAGCUGUUCGACGACGUGCUGCUCAUGAACGAGGGCAGCGUCAUGUUCCACGGCAAGCGCGAGACUGUAGUCCCGUACUUUGAGCAAAUGGGCUUCAACUGUCCCCCUCGCAAGGACGUCGCCGACUUCCUGCUGGAUCUCGGUACCGACAAGCAGAACGCGUACGUCGUUGGAGAGCCUGAUAGUGUGCCGUAUCGCUCAGCCGAGUUCGCCGACCGCUUCAAGCACUCGAGUAUCUUCCAGAAGACGCUGAAGCGGCUGGACUCACCGGUCAAGGAGACGUUGUUCCUGCAGGACACGAAUCCCUUCCGUCUGACGUUCACUGAGGAGGUUGUGGCCUUACUACAACGGGAGUUGAUGCUGAAAUCCCGUGACACGGCGUACCUUAUCGGCCGCGCUGUCAUGGUUAUCGUCAUGGGCCUGCUGUACGGCUCGACGUUCUGGCAGAUGGACGAAGCCAACAGCCAGCUCAUCCUGGGUCUGCUGUUCUCGUGCUCGCUGUUCGUCUCGCUGAGCCAGUCGUCACAGGUGCCGACGUUUAUGGAGGCGCGUAGUGUGUUCUGCAAGCAGCGCGGCGCCAACUUCUUCCGCUCGAGCUCUUACGUGAUCUCCAUCGCGCUAUCGCAGAUCCCCAUGGCGGCAUUGGAGACGGUGGUGUUUGGUGCGAUCACGUACUGGAUGGGAGGGUACGUGGCCCGCGGCGACCGGUUCCUCGUGUUCUUCGUCACUCUGUUCCUGUGUCAAAUGUGGUAUACUAGCUACUUCUUCUUCCUGUCAUCGGCGUCACCGAAUCUGACAAUGGCUCAGCCGUUUAUGAUGGUGGCCGUGCUGUUCUCCAUGCUGUUCGGGGGCUUCUUGAUCGCCAAAGACGACAUGCCGGACUAUUUGAUAUGGAUCUAUUGGCUGGAUCCGCUCGCGUGGUGCAUUCGGGCGUUGAGUGUGAGUGAAUACUCGGCUCCUAAAUUCGACGUGUGUGUCUACGACGGCAUCGACUACUGCACCAAGUACAACGAAACCAUCGGGGAAUACAGCCUCAGUGUCUUCAAUCUGCCGACAGAGUCGACGUGGAUUUGGUACGGCUGGAUCUACCUGGUGGCCGGCUACUUGGUCCUCAUCUUGGCGUCGUAUCUCGUGUUGGAGUUCAAGCGCUACGAAAGUCCCGAGAAUAUCGCGAUUGUGGAGAACAACGACGCUGGAACAGACCUGACAGUUUACUCUUCGAUGCCACCAACACCGAAGAAAUCAAAAGACAACGAAAACGUGAUUCAGAUUCACAACGUCGACGAUAUUAUGGGCGGCGUCCCCACCAUCAGCAUCCCAAUUGAGCCCACGGGCAGUGGCGUCGCCGUGCCCGUGACGCUGGCCUUCCACGACCUAUGGUACUCGGUCCCGCUGCCCGGUGGCGCCAACGACGAACAGAUCGACCUGCUCAAGGGCGUGUCCGGAUUCGCUCUACCCGGAACGAUGACCGCGCUCAUGGGCUCCUCCGGCGCUGGCAAGACCACGCUCAUGGACGUCAUCGCCGGACGCAAGACCGGCGGCAAGAUCCAAGGGAAGAUCCUGCUUAACGGCCACCCGGCCAACGACCUGGCCACCCGCCGAUGCACGGGCUACUGCGAGCAGAUGGACAUCCACUCGGACUCGGCCACGGUGCGCGAGGCGCUCAUCUUCUCGGCCAUGCUGCGCCAGGACGCCAACAUCUCGACGGCGCAGAAGAUGGAGUCGGUCGAGGAGUGCAUCGAGCUGCUGGAGCUCGGCCCCAUCGCCGACAAGAUCAUCCGCGGCUCGUCCACGGAGCAGAUGAAGCGCGUGACCAUCGGCGUGGAGCUGGCGGCGCAGCCCAGCAUCAUCUUCAUGGACGAACCGACGAGUGGCCUGGACGCGCGCUCGGCCAAGCUCAUCAUGAACGGCGUGCGCAAGAUCGCCGACUCGGGCCGCACCAUCGUGUGCACGAUCCACCAGCCGAGCACGGAGGUGUUCAACCUGUUCGAUUCGCUGUUGCUGCUGCGUCGCGGCGGUCGCAUGGUGUUCUUCGGCGAGCUGGGCGAGGACUCGAAGAACCUGAUCAGCUACUUCGAGGCCUUCCCUGGCGUGAACCCGAUCAAGCCCGGAUACAACCCGGCCACGUGGAUGCUCGAGUGUAUUGGUGCUGGUGUUGGAGGUGGCAAGGCUGCUGCGAACGCGGACCCGUCGCAGCCGACGGACUUUGCCGACCGCUUCUUGGUGAGCGACCAGAAGGUGCUGAUGGAGGAGGACUUGGACCAGGACGGCGUGCUGCGUCCUUCGCCGCACCUCCCCGAGCUCAAGUUUAUCAACAAGCGCGCCUCGAGCGGCUACGUCCAGUUCGAGCUGCUGUGCCGCCGCUUCUUCCGCAUGUACUGGCGCACGCCGACGUACAACCUCACGCGCUUGAUGAUCAGCGUGGUGCUGGCAACGGUCGGUGCCAACGCCGGAGUGGGUUUGGUCUUCGUGAGCACGGUCUUCCUCGGUCUCAUCAGCUUCAACAGCGUCAUGCCAGUUGCCGCGGAAGAGCGCACCGCUUUCUACAGGGAACGAGCUUGUGAGACCUACUCAGCGCUGUGUAUACCGACUGGUUACAAGUGGGUGCAUUGGAUCUCACCCCCGACGUACACUGUUGCCAUCCUCGUGUCUCUGGUCUUUGCCGACUGCGAAGAUGACAGUGGAGACAGUAUCAGUUGCCGAGUGGUGCAGGACGCCCCGCCAACUAUAGGGGACAAGACGUUGAAGGCGUACGUGGAAGGCAGGUUCGACAUGAAGCACGACGACAUCUGGCGGAACGCGGCGAUAUUGAUCGUGCUCAUGGUUUGCUUCCUAGUGCUGGCAUUGCUGUCGCUGCGCUACAUCAACCACAUGAAGCGGUGA
Phytophthora sojae is the source of this 3366-nucleotide messenger RNA. RefSeq names its product pleiotropic drug resistance protein ABC superfamily. Lineage: Eukaryota; Oomycota; Peronosporomycetes; Peronosporales; Peronosporaceae. The transcript has 3 exons. Gene Ontology annotation, molecular function: ABC-type transporter activity; ATP hydrolysis activity; ATP binding. The record is from RefSeq and is a predicted model, not a curated record. Gene Ontology annotation, biological process: transmembrane transport. Bases 1 to 3366 code for a protein of 1121 amino acids. Gene Ontology annotation, cellular component: membrane.